AUGUCAUUUAACAUUAAUAACAAUAAUAAUAAUAAUAAUAAUAAUAGUAUUAAUAGUGAUACAACAACACCAACAACAUUAAAAAGGAGUGGAAGUAUUGGUAAUAGUAGAAAAAGAAUUAGCUCAUUAGGGGAUUCAUCAUCAUCAUCAUCAUCUUAUUAUCAUUCUUCAUCAUUCCAUCAAAGUACACAUAAUAAUAAUAAUAGUAAUAAUAGCAGCGGCAACAAUAGUGGCAGCGGCUUUAUAAAUACAGAAAUAGUAGAAUCAAAAUUAAAAAGUUUAAAUAAGAAUAAGAAUAUAGGAGGUGGUGACGUUGUUAAUGCUACUGAAGACAACGUAAACCAAGAUAAUUUAAAUAUUAAUAGUAGUGGUAGUGAAAGUAGCAGUAAUAGUAAUAGUAAUAGUGGUAGUGAAGAUAAUAGUAACAUCUUUAGUAAUAAUAUAAGUAAUAGUAAUAACAAUAAUAAUAAUAACAAUAAUAAUAAUAAUAAUAAUAACAUUAGUAGUAGUGGUAGUAGUAGUGGUGGUAAAAAUAAAAUGGGAUCAAAUAAUAUAAAUUAUGAAGAUUAUAAUGGAUCAACCAUAUUUACAUCAUCACAUUUAUUAGAGGAUAGUAUGAAUGAUAAUGAUAUUUAUCAACCAUUAACAGAGUCAAACUUUUAUAAAAUUUAUGAAAAUCAUUUAUCAUCAGUUCCAAAAAAAAGAUUUGUUUAUUUAUUUCCAGUUUGGUUAGAAGAGAAAUUAAAAGUUUUUGAUGAUCCAAUAAUUAGGUUAUGCCAAAGUUAUACUGGUAAACCAAUGUAUUAUUUUAGUUUAUUUAUAACGGCAUUAGUUUCUGUAGAGAUUGCAAUGAUAGCACCAUUUUUUUUAUAUAUUUUGGGACAGGAUACAUUGGCGACCGAGUUUACCUAUUUAGCAUUGUUAUUGUCAUUGGUUUCACAGAUACCUAAACGAUUUUUAUGGAGAUUUAGACCCUACAUGGUGAAGAGAGCAAAAACCGUAAAGAAGGAUAUGACCUCUUCUUUCCCAUCACGUGCCGUAACGUGUGCGGUAGUGUAUAGCUAUGCAAUCAUUUGGAUAGUGACCUACUAUGACGAUUAUGAUAUUACAGUGGUACGAUGGUGGAUGCCAUUGUUAUUUAUAGGUUCAAUUUUAUUAUCAAGUUUUGCACGUAUCAACCUCGGUGUACACUAUCCCUCCGAUUGUGUUGGUGGUGUCAUUCAGGGUACAUUGGUUUGUGUGAUUGGUACAGCUUUUAGAAAGAUCGAUAUAUUAGGUUGUCGUUCUUGUUGGGAUGAAAUGUGUUAUGCUCCAAUUAAUUCGGCUCAAGAAAUCACUUUCUCGCAUUUGAACCGUUUGAAUUUCAUAAUGUUGGUGGCCUUGUUAUUGAUAUUUUUAAUUAUACCAAUCGUUUCCGUUAUGAAACCUGUCGAUUUUUGGUCAAAAUGUGAUCGUGUUUAUGGUAUGCUUUUCCCUGCUAUAGCUUUUCAAUUAUUAUUACUUUGCCCAAGUUCUUAUCGUCUAAAUGGUUCCUUAUCAAAACCUUCCACACCUCAUUGGUAUUCUUUUGUUUUUGGUGGAAUUUUAGCUUUAUGUGCAACUUUAAUACCAGCAAAAACAAAAAUACCACCAAAGUAUUCAAUUGUAACUUUUUGGAUAUUAUUUUUAUCAUUAUCAAUUUCCUUAUUUUCUUGGCGUUUAUCUCAAAUAGGUUAA
Dictyostelium discoideum AX4 is the source of this 1716-nucleotide messenger RNA. RefSeq lists its product as hypothetical. Lineage: Eukaryota; Evosea; Eumycetozoa; Dictyosteliales; Dictyosteliaceae. The record is from RefSeq and is a predicted model, not a curated record. The coding region runs from base 1 to 1716 and encodes 571 amino acids. The transcript has 4 exons.